Molecule: messenger RNA, 6159 nt
Organism: Stylophora pistillata
Lineage: Eukaryota; Metazoa; Cnidaria; Anthozoa; Scleractinia; Pocilloporidae
Biological process (GO): regulation of transcription by RNA polymerase II
Cellular component (GO): nucleus
Molecular function (GO): protein dimerization activity; DNA-binding transcription factor activity, RNA polymerase II-specific; RNA polymerase II cis-regulatory region sequence-specific DNA binding
Source: RefSeq, a predicted model, not a curated record
AGAGUUUUGACUAUAAUGCAUGAAAAGGAUGUCGUUGGUAGAGUGCUCAGUUUGGGGCGAAAAUCUCCGAAAUGCGACGGAUUACAACUACUUCAUGAUCAUGGAUUCUAGAUAUACCUCUCUUGGCGAGCUUGGGCAAAGCACUUCGUUUUAUACAGCACACAAUCGCGACACAAGUCAAGCGUAUGAUCCUUACAGAAAACGAACGUCAAUCACACUCGAUGAGAACUUGUCCAGAUUGUUUGAGUGCAUGAGGCUGGAAUAUGGAACAGGAGGCUUUCUAAUCUCACCGAAAUGGAAGAACUUCAGAAGCCAGAAGUUACAGUUUGCUGAAAAGACACGAUUGAACAAUGCAAUUUGGAGAUGUUGGCAUAUCCAAUAUUCCAAGGGGAAGCGACCAUUGUUUUGCCAGUUUGUCAAUCCGCUCUCUGAGGAAAAGGAGCCCUUUAAAAAGAAACCCUUUGCUGUCAUACUGGAAGGUCGCUAUUGGAGGAGAAAGUUGGAGGCUGUAGCUAGAGAGUACAAGAAACUAAGAAUAUAUUACAAAAAGUGGUCAAAUUCUCCUGUUAAUACUAGUCCACUUUCACAUUUGAGCUUACGGGCACAGCAGAUUGAUCAAGAGAUUGCCCAGAAGCUAGAGGAAAAAGAGAGAAAAAGAAAGAGGACUAUAAGCUCUGACAGUGGAGAUGAUAACUUCUUCACUACUACAGCUGCCCCAGGCAGUGAUGCUCAAGUAGAUCACAUGCUUAAUAUCAUGGACACAGCUUUCAAUGAUGACUUAGCUUUGUCUGCUCUGCCCGACACACUCUUCACAUCUCGUCAAACCAAUUUUGGAGGAGCUGUAAUUCCACAAGAGGGUCUUCAACAACAGCCCCUGACUUACAGAGCAAGAGAAGCUCCAGAUGUUUUUCAAGUUCCAACACUAGAUAGCUUGCAGCCAAAUUUAGACGAAUUUAUGGAGCAUUUUGAAACCCUUACCGGUAUGCUGGUGAAACAAGGUGAACAUGCAGGAAAUCAGCCAAAUUAUGUUCAACAGAGUGACUACAAUCAGUGCCAGGCUGUUGCUCCUCCCCCGCCAAACGCCACAGUGUAUGUGAAUCAAGGAGAUCCAUAUGAGGCAACUGCCCCAGGACAAGAUGAGGUUAUGGAUCAUUCCGGAGCAUAUGAAUCUGUCGCACAAGAAAUGUUCCCAACCCAAACAGUGGACAAUUCUCAAUUGCGUCAGGAGGUUAUGCAACCAGAUGGACAAGUACUGAUGGACAUUUCCAGUGCAAAUUCCACAGUGGACUUCAGUUAUAACUAUGGAAAUGUACUGCAAGGAGGAAGCUUCACCUCACAGCUAGACCAAAGUAGGCAUGUGCAUGCACAAUCACAGAGCGUACAUGCGCAGAACAAGCAGCAGGUUGUUACAUCACCCAGACUAGCUUCGCCUGUAGAACAGCCUCAGUUGCCACCUUACCCAACAUCACCACCGCAACAUCAUCAGACUCCGCUGGAGGAAAUUCAAAUUCAAGCCCAACAGCAUCAGUCUCGCGGAAAUAAUGUUAUGUCCCCUACCAACCAGUUUGUUGGUAACGUAGAUCCUUUUAACACGGCGAGGCAAAUGGAUGACUCGAACCAACAGAGGAAGGGACGGUUGCCUAGGAAUGUAUCCGAUACACAGUUGUACACGAUGGACUUGUCCCAACUGGGAACAUCUUUCCACACAAAUUUGUUUCCCUCUAUGGAAAGUAAUUUACCACCCCAGUUGGAAGCUCCUAAUUUAGCGGCACAUUUGCAGUCCAUACAGCCACGCACUAGGAUCCCUUCCCUACCAACAACCUCUAAUCCCAAGCGGCCCCGUCUACCGAGAAACAUGUCUGACUCUAAACUGAGCAGUUUAGCUCGCAUGUGCAGAAGUCCGACAUCACCUCCAUCGCUACCCACAGUGCCUUCGUCGGAGAUAGGAAACCAACCGUCGCAGAUAGCAAACCAACCGUCGCAGAUAGCAAACCAACCGUCGCAUCCAAUCGCUAACCCACCACAUCCCUCAGGAAGGAAAAAAAGAGGAGGGUUUCCUCGUAUCAUGUCAGAUUCAUCUUUGUUGAGUUUAGGUCAACAGCCGCACCAACGCGCGCCUCCAGCUCCAGCAGCAGCACCAAUUACAUCGCAGCGCAGACGGAAGAUGUCCACUCCAGAACAUCUUGGAAACACUGUGGCUGCACUCUCAUCUCAGUCUCCAACAUUCACCAGCACUGCAGAUACACCACAGUUAACAGGAAGCCUUACAACAAAUGCAAAUCUUUUAGAACAGUUGUUACUAGCACCUGUGGCUAGUCAAGCCCCAGCUGCUGAAUCCUAUCAAACAAACAACUCGGUGUUAGGUCAACUCCUCACUCAGCCAUCUCCUUCUAAUCCUGCAGUGCCUAUGCAAACGAGAGAGACUGGUACCGUGAGUGGUACGCAAGACCCUUCUCUGCUGAAUCAGCUUUACCAGUUGAAACAAGUGUUACACAAACAAAGCGCCCCAACAGAGCUGGUCAAUGCAUUGAGUACCUUAAGUAACACAGGAGCGACGCAAGCAACUCAGCACAAACAAGAACAGCCACAAGCUGUGCAACAUAAAACUGCUCCUAUGCAGCCAUCACUCCAGAUGAAGCCCCAAAAUCAAAACGUUAUCACUCAAGCCUUACAGUCCCUGUUGCGAGCACCGCCUAAUGUAGCUAUUCAACCCUCCACCUCCAGCAAACCAACAACACCAGUUAGUAACUUUACUUCACAAUCGCCAUUGCAAGCCGCGUUGAUCACGUCAAACAGUGCACCGGUUCCAACUGUCACCAUCAAGCACACGCCCCAAAAUAAAGUUCCUGUGCCAGCUGUGAAUCAAAAUGUGUUGCCGCAGGCAGCAGUUAUCUUAUCUCCUCAGGGUAAUCUGCAAGCUGUCCAAGACACACCGACUGGUCAUAUGAGUGGUGUACCUGAGGUGCCAACUUCAUGUAUGCCGCAGGUGGUGAAUGUUGGACAUCCCACAGUUCAGGGGCACAGGAUUAUUUUACCAGCGAAUGUAAACCUGAGCACUUUGUCUUUGGCACAGCUAGGGCUUUCACCUGCUACGCUUCAGUCGGUUACUGUCCCUGUGCCAUCGAGCGCUGUUAAUAGCUCCUCCCCUCUACAAACAGUUGCGACCAUGAGCGCUGGAGCUAAGAAUCCAUUGGCUGUUACAGUGUCAACUGCUGGACUUGUCACAGAAUCUCAAGAUACAGGAGGAAUGAGGCCAACAAAAACGCCUCCGCCUGCCAAACAGACAAGACCUGUAACUGCAGAACAGCGGGAGCAGUACAAGGAACACAGACGAAUUUCGCACAUCACAGCGGAACAAAAGAGACGUGGUAAUAUCAAAAUGGGCUUUGAUCAAUUGAUGUCACUUGUACCGUCACUUGCCAGUCAAAGGAAUUCCAAAGUGAGCAAAGCCACAGUUCUACAGAAAACUGUUGAAUAUACUACCAAGCUGCAGCGUGAGAGACAAACUAUGCAGGAAGAAGCUGAACUGCUCCGAAAACAGAUCCAGGAUCUAAAUGCAUCAAUAAGCAUGUGUCAACAGCAGCUUCCGGCCACAGGAGUACCAGUUGCAAGACAGCGUGUUGAUCAAAUGUGGUCCAUGUUUAACCAGUACGUGAAGACACGAACACAAGACAACUUCAAAUUUUGGAUAUUCAGCGUGCUGAUGCGGCACCUGUUUGAAGAGUAUAAUAACACGGUAUCUACAGCCAGUGUGGAGGACUUCUGUAGAACAGUCAUUGCGUGGCUUGAACAGCACUGUUCUCUACCCGCACUGAGACCUGCGGCGUUGUCCUCGUUACGCGACCUUAGUAAAGCGACGUCGAUCUUGUCUGACCCGUCUAAAGUUCCUGAGCAGGCGCUGAGAGCUACGGCCAAUAGAGAUCCUACGGACUUGUCCGCCAUGAUUGCUCCUCCAGGUGCCAAUGGUGGGGUCCGAAAUGGAGGGGCGGCAGCUGGCUACAGUUGAAAAGGAGCUAGGCCCACUGCUCUCGUUAAAUAAUGUUUCUUUAGUCUCUGCAAGUGGCAUCUCAACAUUCUUUGUAAAAUUGUCGGCGAGGCUUUCCAUUGACCCAUUGACACCUCUUCGAUUUAGAAGGAAACUUCCCUGCUUGAGGCACUCACUUCUAACUGGCAGCCGUUCAGUUUAUUGCAUUAUUGCUUUUUGAAAUGAUUAAUGCACCGUGUGGAGAAACUUUUGCGCCAUGACGUAUAUAGUAUUCACUUUACGAGACGACCGCCGAGCACGUGGCCUUAAAAUUGGUCACACUCCACACUAGUCUACAUGACGCUGGAAGUCAGAGCUCAACUUGACAAUCCUUUUGACUAAGGAACAAAAGCAAGAAAUAAUUUUCAAAAAAUACCAGGAAACACUUUGAAGUAAAAAAGGACAUGGUUCAGAAGGAGCGCAGCAAAAUUUGUGUAUUUGUGAAUACGUUAAUAAGUACGCUUCUUCGGCGUAGGAAUGAUGCUGUAGCUUUAGUAUAGGAAGUACUGGAAUGGUAGAACGUUGGUGAGAAAUCAGCCAAUGUAACAGUGGUUCUUUUUCCAAGUUUGAUUUUAGUUUUGUUGCCAGUUGAAAUAUGAGUGAUCAAGAGACAAAUGUGGUGAUUCUUAUAGAGUGAAGUCUAAGAUACAAAAAAAAACCUGCAUAACCUACAGAUAACGAAUUGUCGUGUCCAAAACCUGUAGAAGAUUCGUCAUUAUUUUAGAUCUAUUUGUUCCCAGUAUUCCAGAAUUCCAACACUAGCUAUUGAUAUCCAUAUCUAUGAAGAAAGACGAAACUAUAACUUGUACUAUAAGCAGAUAUUCUUGAGCUGUAGUCGUCAAAGGACGGCUUUUUUUCCCCUAGAGUAAGCGAAUACAUUCGAAUGCAUUCCCAUAAGCGAAUACAUCCCAAUUCUGCUAUCCAAACUGUCGCGUUUGUACACCAUUCUCAACUCUCAGUCCCAGGAAUCUUUUAGCUUAAAGUUGAGGAGGAGGUCUGGGGUCUGGAUUGGCUUGACGCCCGACUGCUCCCGUUAUGAUCCAUAAGUUAUCCAUCCGUCCCUUUGGUAGGUCAUGUAUGUAGUUUAAUAUAUAGCGACUGGAUUUGUAUUGUACAUUGUAUUUUGCCAGUCUAUUUGUAUUUGGUUUCUCUUUUAAUUUUUUUUUUUAUUAUUUUUUUUUAUCACCAUCACCGAGAGAGAGUCAUUGGUUAUCAAAGCCUGCAACGGUACCAUCUUUGACUUCGGGCUCUCAAAAUAUCCUCACAACAGUCACGUGUGAUCACGUGCGUUUUCUAGCGCUUGGCUUUGUGACGUUUACUCGCUUCCACUUUUCAUUGGUUAGUAAUUAUCCUCGUUUGUCCUGAUUGGCUUUUGCUCAUGCUUUGCUCUUGAUUUAUUGACACCUUAUUAAAAACCUCUCAUAAGAGAAAAUAAGUCGUUGCAGCAGGUUUUCUUUCACCAGAGCGUUUCAAAAUAUAGUUAUUUAAACUACGUUUUACCCACUCGCUGGCUUUGUCUUUAAACAUAAUUAAGACGAAAUGAGCGACAGUUGUUUGGAGCUUUUGACGAGUCUGUGGUGAAGGCAGUUAUUUAAAGAAUUUUAUUUUUCCUUAAAGUUCAUUUUAAAAUAUCAUUUUUUUCUGAUCUCUGAAGUGAUGACGUUAGGCGAGCAGUUCGAUUCGCCAGCUUAAGGUCAAUUUAACCCUCAGAGAAUAAGCAAGAUAAUUUUAAUAGUUCUCUAUGUCGCACUUUAAAUGUGUCUUUGGUCGAUAAUUCUGUGUACAAAUGGCGACUUGUUUCAAUCUCGUCUGCCGAUUAUCUGGAGAAAAGGACGGACUCCAUAAAUUAAAUCAUUAAACUUUCGUGAACUACCUUAUUCAACAUGUAAACUGCAGUUCACAAUCUCAAACUUGUAUUUGUUUUACGAGAAUAGCUCUGUUUAUUCAAUUAUCCAGGUGUAAUCAUAUUGUCGAAAGUUUCUGCGAUGUAAAUUUCGCUUCUGGCUAACUUAGUAACUAAAUUAGUAGUUUUAUACUGAAGGUAAGGUGCAAAUGCAAUUUGCAGUGAGCUGUAAGGGGGAAAAAGGAAUUUUUACAAAAAUAAACUGCUUUUGUACAACAGCCUCUUAAAUAUA